AAUCAUUCUUCACAACCCGAAACACCACCACCCUCUGAUUCCAUCACCUCGUCACAACCCGAACCGCCACCACCGUCUGAUUCUCUUCAUCUUCGACUCGGUACCACCAACCAACACUGCAACAAUCGUGUAACAAAAAACGACACCGUUUCGAUCAAUGGUUAAGGGUUUGCACAGCCAAAACCUCCCCGCCGAUGUAGCACAUGUCGUCGAUCAGCUAGAGCGCCACUGCUUGGCUCCGAUGGAUCUCUCAUCUCCAAGCCUCUCUACAACGAUCUACAACUCGCUAGAGAGGAAAUGUGCAGGGAACGACUUCGAUAUCUCGAAGCCAUGAUAGGGAAAGUGAUGCGUAUACGUAAAGCUUCAAGGAAUGAUUCACUGACUGAGACUUCAACCAACCCUUCUGCUUUGACGGCUCAGGAACGGUACCUCUGGAAAGAUGUUGAUGAACUCAUUUCAUCUUUUGAUAAUGAAAUUGCAAGCCAGCUGUUUGUUCUUCAUGUUAUGAAGCCAUUGCUUGGUUCCAAGUUUGUUGAUGCUGGCGAUCAGAGUUCCAUACCCCUUUCAAUGGGGAGCACCUACAUUUGAUGCAGGCGAAGCGUUUGCCAUGAUGAUGGCAUCUUUUGUUGCUCUUGUAGAGUCUACUGGAGCUUUCAUUGCCGUAUAUAGGCAUGCAAGUGCAACACCAUUACCGCCUUCUAUUCUUAGUCGAGGUAUCGGUUGGCAGGGAGUUGGCAUUUUGUUAUCAGGAUUGUUUGGAACAAUUACCGGAUCGUCCGUGUCUGUAGAAAAUGCAGGUCUUUUAAUCUCAAAUGACUGAGAUGAUAAUAUCACUGAAUGUCUCUAAAGGUGCAUUCUACUAUGUUGUUUAUCACUAUUAUUACUGGAUUUCAUUCUUGAUAGAGUUUUUCUUUCAUUUUGUGUCUAUAUGAGAUGGUAUUGUAGUUUUCAUUCCAAACUAGCUUUAUAAAAAGAGCAAUAUAGUAUGAGUGAUGAAAAGUCAUUGAAUAUGUUAGUCUAUUUUUCUUUAUCAAGAAAGACAAAUAUAGGUGUGAGCAAACUUAGGCUGUUUCUGGAAGAAAUACUACAAAAGAUGUUUAUUUGCAAUAGAAUUUAUCAAAACCCAUCAUUUUUUAUAUUUAAAUUCUAAGCUAAAUCUGACAAAUCAGUUACAGCUAAACAAUGAUUUUUUUAAUAUCAAGUUGAGUAUUUGGAUUCUCUUAAUUCUUUUGUUUAUUUACUUCAUCAAGUUUGGCUGUGUAAUGACUAAGAUUGUUUCAUUUAAAAUUAUUUGUUCAUUAGCUGAAAAAAUGAGGACUAAGCUUUGACUUUGUCUUGCCAAUUAACAGUUGACUUCAUACAAUCCUUACAACAUGUACUUCGUAUGUACUACAAGUAAUUUAUAUGUUAUUCUGAAAGGUCACUUUUUAAUAAACCUCCUGUAAUAUAGCACAAAGGAUAAUGACUUUAUUAAAUGAAGUUUGACAGAUAAAUAAGUGAUAUUGAGGAUAUAGUGCAAGAAAUUGGAGGAUAUAGUUCAGGGUAUUGAGGAAAUAGUAAAAGCUUUGUAUAAGUUCAGCCUUUGUGGCAAUUUUAUGAGCCAUACUAGCUAAGCUAUCCAUUUGAACUCAUAUUCCGAAUUAACAUAUAUGGUUAAUUGAAAGUGAAGUAUCAAUUAUGACCAUGCUCCACCAAAAUGGAAAUGAAUUUAAAAAAGAUAUGCAUAUGCUGGAAUGGAAAGGUUCAUAUACUUUUAAGCACUAGAUGCAUGUCAAGACUAAACCAACUUAACAAAUUCCAACCAAAAUGCAAUAGUUUCGUCCAGUAAAUUCUGCUUAAUCUUAACCAAUUAAAUGCAACUUUAUCACAUUCCUGUUAAUGUUAUCACAUGACAGAAUAAGCAAUAUAAUUUGUGGUUGGGUGGGUGGAGUGAGGAAGUGCAAAAUAUAAUGCUUAAUAAUCACUAUCACACACACACACACACACACACACACACACACACACA
Molecule: messenger RNA, 2005 nt
Organism: Vicia villosa (hairy vetch)
Lineage: Eukaryota; Viridiplantae; Streptophyta; Magnoliopsida; Fabales; Fabaceae
Product: nucleobase-ascorbate transporter 6-like
Exons: 7
Coding region: 536-820 (94 amino acids)
Biological process (GO): transmembrane transport
Cellular component (GO): membrane; plasmodesma
Molecular function (GO): transmembrane transporter activity
Source: RefSeq, a predicted model, not a curated record